AUGGUAAAGCUAUCAGUAUUAGGAUUACUAUUUGCAGUUGUUGGUGCUGUAAGAGGAGCUAAAACGGAAUUAGGUAUCUCAAGUUCUGUAAUUGGUGAGCUUAAAGGUAAAGGUUAUACAAAUAGUGAUAUUGAAUCUUUAGUAGGGACUAUAAGAAGUGCACUGUUAAGUGUUCAUGAAGAUAAUCAAAUUAGUGCAUGUGGUGAGGGCCUAAGAGGACUACUUGACAGGCAAUUACUACCUGGUGAUCCUGAUGCAAUGGAAAAAGUUACAGGUAUCAUCCAUAAUAGCAACUUCCAAUUAUAUAGGGGGAAAAUUGCUAUUGUUACUCUAACUCCAUCAUCAAUUACACUUCCUAUUGAUACUUUAAACGACAGAUGCUUUGGUAUUAGAACUACAUCGGGCAUUGCCUAUAAUAUUUGUGCUACAGAUAGAAAUAUGAGGAACAUAUGGAUAAAUGCAAUUACUGAACUAGUUCUUUGCAAAACUACAGGUGUGAGAACUGGAAGGUUACCAACCCCAUCAUUAAAACAGAAUAUAUUGGCUUCUACUAAUCUUGGAAACGUUGGUGCUAGUGGAAUUAACAUUUUUGUAAAGGAUAGCAAUGAAGGAAAGCCAUUUGUAACUAUAAAUGGAAAACCAAUUUCUAAAAUCAUUGAGCAACAAGCAAUGGCAGCAGAAAAGGCUAUAUCAGAAGUACCUGGAGAAGAUUAUGAUGAAGAUCUGUUGAAUUUUCCUACAGAAAUUUUAGGCUCUUCAAGUAACGAUAUAGCAGAUGGAAGUACACUUUCUGAUGCCGAAAAAUUAGCUAUUCAAGAGUCUGAAGCUGAACACUUAAUGUUACCAAUAAAUGAAGCUCCUCCCGUAGGCUAUGCUUCUUUGCAUAUGGGUAACUCCAAAACAAGAAAAUAA
Cryptosporidium muris RN66 is the source of this 912-nucleotide messenger RNA. RefSeq lists its product as uncharacterized. The coding region runs from base 1 to 912 and encodes 303 amino acids. The transcript has 3 exons. The record is from RefSeq and is a predicted model, not a curated record. Lineage: Eukaryota; Apicomplexa; Conoidasida; Eucoccidiorida; Cryptosporidiidae.